Tripterygium wilfordii is the source of this 1106-nucleotide messenger RNA. RefSeq lists its product as uncharacterized. Bases 101 to 811 code for a protein of 236 amino acids. The transcript has 4 exons. Lineage: Eukaryota; Viridiplantae; Streptophyta; Magnoliopsida; Celastrales; Celastraceae. The record is from RefSeq and is a predicted model, not a curated record. Gene Ontology annotation, cellular component: chloroplast.
AAAUCUGUAGGAAAAGUAGGUUGCCUUCGAUUCUUGCUCGGUCGGAAAGGUGAUUCGAGAGUCCGUAACAUACUAACAAGGUGUCUGUGGCUGUGGGGCAAUGGCCACAACUCUGUCCGCCUUCCCCACAAGGGUUCUUCUAUAUUCACGGGGCCACCAGAAGCGCAUAGCACCAAAUAGUGCCACCACCGUCAGGGCCUUCGGCCGGAGCGACUUCGACAGGUUCGCUCGUCGGGUAAGGUCGGGGGAGGUCUGGAAAGACGCCUGGCGCAGCGCAAAUGACCGCUUUGAGCUGUUCCUGUUCGAGACCAAGAAAACCGCAGAGCGUAUUGACCGCCGCUACUCCGUGUCCCAACGCGUCUCUUCUGCUGUUAGGGACAUUGACAGGGAGUUUGAGAUUGGUCCCAGAUGGCGAGCCUUCAGCAUGGACUUCUCCAGAAACUGGCCCAGGUACAGGAAACAGCUCAAUGAUUUUCUGAAUGCUCCAUUGGGAAGAAGUUUCAGUACAAUUUUCUUCAUCUGGUUUGCAUUAUCUGGAUGGCUUUUUCGAUUCUUAAUAUUUGCUACAUGGGUACUGCCAUUUGCUGGUCCCCUUCUUAUAGGCGCCAUUGCCAAUAAUCUUGUCAUUAAGGGGGCUUGUCCUGCUUGUCAGAGGCAGUUUUUUGGCUACAAGAAUCAGAUAAUUCGCUGUACAAGCUGCAGAAACAUUGUAUGGCAACCUGAAGGCGACUUCUUUUCGAAAGGAGGUAGAAGCAAAAGUUCAUCAACAAGUGAUCCUCAGAUUAUUGACGUUGAUUUUGAGGAGAAAUGAUUGCAAUGCACAAGAUACAGAAGUAAUGUUUCUCUAUGAACUCUACAUUACAAGGAAAGUAGUGUACCAGAGAGAGAUUUUUUUUUGUUACUGUAGUGUUUGCUGUUGAUAUUCAUGUCCCUUGAGUAUUGAAAGCCCUUGUAGGAGCUUCAGUUAUUUCAUUUUGUAUAAUAUCCCUUUAUAAAAGGAAAGCUAGAGCAGUAGUACAGUUUAUUUCCAUUAUGGUCCAGCCACUCUGUAAACUUGUAAUGCCUUCCUUGAGGUUCAAAAGCACAUGUUACGUUUUAUUGUUCAA